Messenger RNA from Pleurotus ostreatus (oyster mushroom), 4629 nucleotides. RefSeq lists its product as uncharacterized. Lineage: Eukaryota; Fungi; Basidiomycota; Agaricomycetes; Agaricales; Pleurotaceae. The record is from RefSeq and is a predicted model, not a curated record. Gene Ontology annotation, biological process: regulation of mitotic cytokinesis. Bases 1 to 4629 code for a protein of 1542 amino acids. Gene Ontology annotation, molecular function: GTPase activator activity. The transcript has 3 exons.
AUGACUAGCCAAGGUAUGCUUCUUUCAUGGCUGUUCAGCGCCUUCCAUUCAGGACGCGUUUUUCUUUCGUCACCAGCCCCCGAAGAGAACUGGGACGAGGAUUUCGAAUUCGCGGCCUCAGCAACGAAGAAUCAACAUAGAAUGCCACGAAGAAACGAUAUCGACAACGAUGGCUGCGCGCUUCCCCGCCAGUCGAUAGCCAGCUCACAUUUAACGGAAGAUUGGGACGACCCCCAGCCUACACGACGUUCAAUCGUAUUUGAAGACAAGUUAAAUAUUGCAGGACCUUCAACUCCUACGAAACGACCAAUCCCCCAGGGUCCGGAGACGGAAAAUUGGGACGACGACUUUGAUCUAGAUGCCAACUCACCAGCCCGAAGGGGCUCACCCAGAAAGCCUCCCACGACGCCAUCACGCACGCACCCGUUGGAUGCAGGACCUCGACGGAAGACCCCCCGCCGACGGAAUGCUCGCACGGAGAACUGGGAUGAUGACUUUGAGCUGGAGGAUUCAGAUGAUGAGGACGCGGAGUUUGGGUUUCACGGCGAUGAAGAAGAUAGAACGGUCACUGCGCGUUCUCGCCGAACCGCGCCAACGAAGGCAGCACCGACUCCUCCCCCGCCUGUCCCCCCUCUUCCGAACCUCAGUAUCAGCGCCCUAAACGCGAACUAUCAUAUUUCAGGGACGGAACGCCCUUUCCCCAGGUCCCCCACUACCUCCGUGUUCUCCGUACCAGCGACGACGACAUCGGGCCGCGACAGCGUUGCAGGGCACUCAUAUCAUACGACGAAUUCGCAAACACACCUUGCUCUUAGGCCGACCGUCAGUAGGACAAGCGCAGGGCGGAGUGGCGGGUUCAGCGGCCUACCCCCUAGUCCACCCAUACACAAAGAACGUGAACGAAGGCGGCUGAGAAAGAAGAGUCGUCCACCGAGGCUGGAGGAAGGCGUAUUCGAGUUAGUAGAGAGAGCAGAACCGAAUCCCAAACGAUUCUCUGGGUCUAGCUCUAGCGCGCGUGCGAGCUUCGACUCACAGCGAUCCUCCGAUAUAGAUGCUAAUGUUCGAGCGCGGCAUGCAAGUCCACUUUCGGAGGUAGCCGCCGCUGAUACAGCGGACAAGGAGAACGUGAAAGAGAACGGCAAGACAAAGACGCCUCUUUUGAGCAGGAUCGGUUCGGUCGGGAAGAGGUGGGGCGUACGCAGAAAGAGAGCGAGCACAGCACCAAGCGAUGUCGUUCUCAACGAAGACAUCGGUGACAUGGAUGUCGACUUGACGCGUACCCCCCGCCCUCCAAGUUCUCUGUCGCAGACGAUAACUCAGCCAUUCGCGCUCCCCACCCAGGCCACGUCCUCCACGCAACCGAUCGUGAUUACCAACACUCCCGCCCACCAGCGCCAUAUUCCUUCCGAAUCGUCGUCUCCUUCGCCAAAGCAAGGUCCCUCGUCCAGCUGGUUUUUUCGGACGCCUAGCAAAGAAACUAGUGGGACGGGGACGUCGUCGAGCUCCAAUCCCAGCUUGACAGACGUCAGGGAACUGCGGGAGAAGAAGAGCACCGGGUUCUUCAGCACGGAUGACGAGUUCGGGAGCAAUGGGAGCGGCGGUAUCGCCAACUUCCUCAUGAACUCACCAUCCAAACUUGUCAAGCGGAAGUCACUUGGAUUUGUUCAGCUCCGACGGACGAAACUGGACGCGACCGACGUCGCAUCUUCACCAUCCCCGCCUUCGUCAUUUGGCGCGUCUCCUCCAACGAGCAGAUUUCGGUCCGCAACACCUUCGUCAAGUUCAGCCGCUCCAUCGCCAUCGCCAUCUGCGACACCGAAGAAGAGCGCGCAGCAAGGACUUGGGGUAGGCAUGGGCGCGCGGCCUACUUCUAUGUAUCCCCAAUCAAGUCAGAGCUCUGGCCAAGGUCAACCGAGGCAUGCUAGCUAUGGUGGCGCUGAGGUCGCUAAAUCGGCUGAGGCGGCUAGUCGGGGUGUCAGCACAAACAGUGGGAGGAAUAACGGGAAGCAGAGAGAGAGGAGCCGGACGAGGAGCGCUUCUAGGUCCAAGGGGAAGGAAGCUGAGAGGACGGGAGAAGUGCCAAAUGAGAAGGAGAAGGACGGUACUCGCGGGUUUAUGGGAGGUAUGCGCCGAAUCAGUUUGGUCGGGAAGCAUAAACGGUCGAAGAGCGCUGCUUCCCUUGCUCUUGUCGGCGAAAGCGGUGCCGCUGGCAGUGCGGGGGCGAGUGGAAGUGACGAGCCCUCUCUCCCUGACCUCCCGAAAGAGGCAGUGAUGAUGAUGAACAUGCACGCUUCGAGGGAAGGUAGCGAUGGCACCGAUGGCGAUACCCACAAGACGCCUUCCAGACCAAACGUUCUUCUUCCACCGAUCGAGCUUCAGCCACCCUCUCCACCGAGACACCGCAAUUCUGACACGAAGGUGUCGACCUCGGCGCCCAUUGGGAGCAUAGCGAGUGGAAUGGAAAGCCUUCUUACGCCGUCUUCCUCUCAAUCCAGGUCGUCGCCGUUCACACCUCUGCCCACCAUCUCCGGGUCCUCUUCUCCGUCACCCACAUCGCCUUCAUCGACCGUUCCCACUCCAACUUCACCCUCUCCGGUUCAUUCUCCUAGCUCUACGACGCGUCGCUCUCCGGGAUCUCCUGGACAAGUAGCUUCUUUAGGCCGUUCGACGGGUGUCAAUAUGGUUGUCAGUCCCGGGCCUACUGGUAGCAUUGGCGUUGCCAGCGGCUCGAAUAGCGUCCCAAGAAGGAACUCCCUUGGAGACCUCAAGAUUCCCGCUCGUAUCAGCCAAGCGCAGGUCAGUCUGAAGAGGGAUUUGGGCAUGGUCCGCGAGUUCGCCUCGAACAUCGAACAGCUUAAGGACCUGCAAGCCGAGUAUCAUUCUCUAGUGGCCGAAGUGCAGAGUAUCCUCGACGCACAAGCUCAAGCUUUCGCCCAUCAACCCCCAGCCACUCAGUCUCGAUCCAUAUCUCCCACCAUUUUCCCUUUCGGCCGUCGCCAUAGGUCAAACACCAACCCCUCGACCACCCCAGGCUCUGCUUCCCCCCAUCACAAUUAUAAGCAACUUGCUUCUGCAUUCUACACGCUUAAUUCCAAGUACCGCAUUACAUGGGAGUGCGCCGAAUUGCUCAUGGAGCUUGCUGGUGGAACGCAACCUUCUACCGCCAGCGGGCCGACAUCAAGCGCCUCGGCUCCUGUUGUUCCCGGCGUAGGAGCGACAGGAUUGAAAAGUCGCGAACGUGCUAUAACGCUAGCUGGAGAUGAGUCCAAACCACCUACCCCUACUCCCGGUAGCGCCCCUCCGUCCAACCAGCAUGGCCCUCCUCUCGCUAGUCCUACGAACAUGGCUUGGCGCGCAUCGACUGGGCGGCAUGAUCUCAGCCAACGCCAGCUUGUUUUGCUCAAGGAGAUGCUUAACAACGCCGAAUCAUCCUUCGUCGGCGAUGAUGUUAUCGCCGAGGAAGCAAGAGCUAGCUCGACGAUGGUGAAUAGGGAUUGGAAAUGGGGUGACGCCAUGAACAGCACCGUCACCUUGCCGUCAGAAGAAACUUCCGCUUCGGCUGGCGCAAGCGUGGCGGCCAAGAAGAGGAGAAGCAGUCGCUUGGGGAUGACCGGGUUAAGGGACCUUCUGCGCUCUUUGAAAAGGGGCCAUACGGAGAGCAUCAUACCCCCACCCCUCCCAAUCCCCUCUUCUACUUUGUCGCUCAGCACCGAAGAGUCAUUAGACAGCCGAGACGGUCAUCGCUACCCUCAUCCGCACAUCCCAAGUCAUGGGCGGCGCCGAGCAAAGACCAGCACCGAUCCCGAUUCCAUGCGGUCAGCCAAAGACGUACGCGCCACCUCCCCUUACGGUCAUACGUCUCUUGUAGCAAAGUCAUCACCAAGGCGGCCGUCACUUGCAUCUAUAUUUCGCCUCGGACAGAAGCACAAGAAUGCUGUCCCAAACGCCAAUGCUUUAUCCUCCACUGCGUCAAGCUCCAGUAUGUCGGUUGACCACAGUGUAGAGAGCGGUGCAAGCGGGCGCAUAUCCAGGCAAGCUACUAGCGAGGGUGUUGGUGAAGAAGAAGAUUGGGACCGACUAGACUCCGCUGAAGACCUCGACGACGUUGCCAAAGCUUUGGGUAUACCAGCGGGCAGCGAGGCUUCUUCGACCGUUCGCGGUCGAGGUCGAUCACCCUACUUCCAAGCUGAUUCUCGGCCACCGUCGAAUCCCGCCAGCCGACCUGUGACGCCGAAGCGAACCGCUAGCUCCUCGCAAUCGUCUCUCGUUUGGGAUGCAUCGAUGCCCCCUCGCUCGACUAAGUUGUCCAACGUCGAGGAGCAUGCAGACGAUACACCCACGGCUGAGCAACGAAUUUAUACGAAGUCGUCCAAAGGGAAAUCAAGACCCGCCGCUAGCCCUUCUCGCCCUCCGUCUCGUUCCCAGAAGGUUGUAUCAGGUAUUCCGAAGUCAGGAUCCGUGCGAUCCAUGCCUGUUCAGUCAGGCUUUGGCAACGGAGGGUUACCCGAUUUCAAACUAGCGAUGACGCCGGAGAAUAUCAAGCCAUUGCUAGAGAAUUCCAAAGAGGUAUAUUCGAGAUUGACUGAUUGUAUUGCGGACAUUAAAGGGUUACUGGCUAACGCAGUGUAG